This is a messenger RNA of Nakaseomyces glabratus, 4251 nucleotides long. It is a transcript of the gene TRM732, whose product is annotated as tRNA methylation protein TRM732. Gene Ontology annotation, cellular component: cytosol. Gene Ontology annotation, biological process: tRNA methylation. Lineage: Eukaryota; Fungi; Ascomycota; Saccharomycetes; Saccharomycetales; Saccharomycetaceae. The record is from RefSeq and is a predicted model, not a curated record.
AUGCCAAACCAAGAGUUGAACUCGAUCAAAGAUUUUCUUUUGAAGACAAAUCCAUCUAAAAUCAACCAGGAAAAUAAAGAUGAUAUACUCGAGACAUACAUCAAUUAUUUCACCAUAGUCAAAAACGAGUUGCUUUAUAGUGCAUCUCUAACUGAUGAAGACCGACUAUUUCUCACGGACACGUUAUCAAUAAAUAUUUUAAGGUCGACUCAAACAAUAAAGAACAAGAAGCUGGACACUAGCACUUUUGAAAGCCGUUUACACACAGAAAUAUUUACCGAAGAAUUGAAUAACCAAAUAUUUAAUUAUGUUGUGAAUUUUUGGGCAGAAACUGGACCAGUUCAAAUGAACGCGCUUAGAGACUUAUUCGCUAAAUUUAUGGGUUUAAACAAAAUAAUACAGGAUGAUGCGUCAUUUCAGGAAAUGUGCCAUUGUUGGUUAAAAAAUAUAAGUAAAAUCCCAAAUACUUUGAAAGUACAAUAUUACUUAAUUGAAGCACUAUCCAACGAUAUCGAUUUAUUUGAGAUAAUGGAAGAUAAACCUGAUUUUUUCCAGACAUCUCUAUCAUUAAUGAAUCUGGAUUCACUAUCAACUCCCAUUAGUAAAUGUUUAGUUAGCAUGCUACUGAACAUAUUUAAAAUUCAUUUACAAAGUGAUAAAAGCAGGCUCAAUGAAUGGGUUAAUUUAUGGAAAGGAAGUUUACUAAAAUACUUAGGAAUAAAAGAGUAUUCAAAGAAUAUUACCAUAUACAUUUUGGAGCCAUUGCUUAAAAGUAUGCCAAAAGAAGCGUUUAGCAUUUUGGUAGAUUCUGGCUUUGAAAAUAAUAAUCAGUUAUUGUUAUCAGUGAUAAGAUUAGGCCAAGAGUUAAAUAUCAUAGAAGAUCCAUUCUUACGCAAUGAGAUGAUUGCUAUGAGCACAUUGGAGGAUCUACUGAAAACAAAUGCUCAGAAACUUCUUACAUUUCAAGUUUUAAUCUAUUCGAAAAAAUCCUCAAAACCUAUUGAUCCUAGAAUAUAUCAUUUAGUUCUGCAGUCAAUGAAUUCGUUCUUUUUGGAAGUUGAUGUUGGAAUGAGAAAUUAUUUCUGGAGUUCUUUCAAAGGCCUUUUACUGAGAGUGAGAGAUUCUACUUAUGCGUUACAUAGAGACGCGAAUAAACUACAGAAGGCUAAUAAAUUUCCAGAAGAGGUGCAGCAGAAAUUAUCAACUGUUACGUUGGCAAGAGAAUUCCUUUCUAAAGUGUAUGAAAUUGUAAUUUUCCAUCUAUUACCAGGCUCCUCGUACCAAUCUCACCAUUUAGGGCUUAAAUUUCUGAGAUUAUUUCUAGAGUUAGGCAUUGAUAAAAAGGCAACUAAUUUGAUAAUUGAACUUCAAGAUGAUAGAGAAUUUCCUUUUUCACUCGAUAUUGUAGAUGAUAAACAUUUGCAAGAUACAUUACUGAGCCUUCUGAUAAGUAAGUUUCCUGAUAUACGUGAAAGUUCCAGAAAAUUGUUAGAACUGAUGAAUAAACCACAGAACUCCAAACUGGAACUUAAUGAAAGUAUGAAAAAUGAUAUUGAAAUUCAAGCCGCUAUAUAUCUUGAUCUAUAUCAGCAUUGUGAAUUGGGUGCAUCUUUACACCAAUAUUCAUAUAUGAUAUGCAAUGAUAAAGGAAAAUACAUGGAUAGUUUCAUUCUAAAAAUAAAAAGAAUGCUUUCCAUACAUGAUUAUAAUAAAUCAGAGUUUAUCAGACAGCCUAUUGGAGGAUAUUUCUUGGGUCUCUCUUCCUUGAUGAAACAGUAUUUUCUGCUACAUAAGAACAAAAAUGAUAAUCAAUACUUCGAAACUUGUUUCGAUCUAGUAUGCACAAACUGGUCAUAUAUGAAAGAAAUCUCGAGCUAUAAUUCAUCAAAUGACAUAUUACCUGAGAGUUAUAGAAAUUGUGGGGUUAAGGAUAGCAUUAUUACGACUCAAGCAUUUCGAGCUAUUAAAGAGGCUUCGGGACUUCUAGAAAUUCUCAUGGAAAGUUGUGAAUUAGAUGCAGAUAAUAUUAGCUCAAUUGGGGAUAUUUUGAUUGAUCAGCUUUUUACUGUAAGACAUAGUGGUGCAUUUCAAGCAGUUCUUCCUGCGUUUAAACUAUGUACAGCCAUGGCAAAGAAAAAAGUACCUCUACUGUUAAAUGAAUGGUUAGAUAAAUCAAUUGAUAUGGUUGAGACUAAGACUCAGCAUAUAACUAGAAGAUCUGGGGGAAUUCCCUUUAUUGUUUCUAUUAUCCUUGGUACAUCAGCUGACAAGUCAAUGUUGGAUCUGGCAUUUAAGCGGCUAGUAAAUAUUGCGAUUGAACCGAUUACCGAAUUUCAAGAUGUUAUAGAUCAUCCACAAGUUAACGCAUUCAAUUGUAUAAAAUCGUUAUUCACAGAAGCAAAAUUGGCAACCAUAAUCUUAUCCCAUGUCUCAAAAUCUUUAGAGUUGUGCCUCAUGUCAUUUACUUCAUCAAUAUGGGCAAUUCGUAAUUGUUCUAUGAUGUUAUUUACUGCAAUUCAAAAUAGGGUUUUUGGGAAAUCCGGAAAAGAUUAUCCAGCAAGACUUUUUUUUAACCGUUUUGUUGAUGUAGAUAAAUUACUUUUGGAGUCUUUGAAUAAAACCACAACUGCUAUCCAUACUCAUAGCAUUUUGUCAGACAGGCACAUUGAAGUUUUGUAUUUAAUUGUAACAUUAUUGUCAAGGCUUGAAUCAACUCCAGGUUAUACUGGGUUGGCAGACUUUAUCUCCUUACUGAAAAAUAAUAUAGAUUGUAAGGACUGGAAAGUACGGGACCUCAUUGCAAGAACAUUAGCCAAAUAUGAAUUUGAAAAUCUAUUAUCACAUGAGUUUUUGCUGGAAUGGGAUUGCUCUAAUCAAAAUAAUCUACAUGGUAAGUUACUCUUCACAAAAUACUGCUUACAGCAAGGAAUAAAUAAGAAUCUUGAACAAUUCAAAUUAAAAGAUAUUUGUGUUUUUCUGAUAUCGAAAUUGGACGAAACUAUUCUGCGGAAUAAAUGCUACAUUACAAUCAAAGAAUGUACUGAAAUUGUACUUCUACUUCUAGAGAGUAACAUGUUUGACAAAUCUGAGAUAGAUCAAAUGUGUAGCAUAUUUGGAAUGUUCUUGUGCAAUACUAUUGAAAAUCCAUCGCAAGACGGUACUAAACAACUUGCUUUGGCUGCCACAUUGCAAGUGCUACUACAAAUUGAGUCACAAGCAAAUAUACAGUGUAUACUUCAAUUGGUAUUGUUAAGCAACUGGUAUGAGUGUCACCUAAUUGCAAUGCAAUAUAUAAACAGUACCAUGGAUUUGUCAUUGUAUUCAGAUGAGAUGUAUUCUUCUGUUUGUACAAUUGCUAAAAAUAAUAAUAAUUUGCCAGAGGUAAGAAAACUGGCAUUGAAAACAGCGGUUUAUUUGAACUUUGAUAAGUCACUACAACUUAUACUUAGUGUAUUCGAAAACAACAGGGUUGAAAGUUUGAGAACUCAAUCCAUUGAACAAAUAGGUAAUUAUAUUACUGCGGAAAUUUUUGAAAAAUGGUGGCCAUUGCUCCAGGACAUGUUUCUGGAUAAUCAAAUUGAGGACAUAAGACUGUCAGCUCUGAGAUCUGUUAUAAACGCUCCGCAGUUGCUAGACCACCCAAAAGUUGUGUUUAGAAUGCUAUUGACAUUAAACGACGAUGAUGAGGAUAUUAGAUUAGAAUGUGCACAUUUCAUUAAUAGAGCCUUAUUAGCUGAAAAUGAUAUUCAAUUUGAUACCGCUCCUUAUCACACAGCUAUCAGCGUUAUGCAUCGUGGGAAAAUUGAUGCAAAGUCCACCCAUCAGCUGGCAAAAAUCGUAAUGGAUUCGAUUAUCAAUGAUAUGAACAAAUUUAAUAAUAUGGAAAAUACAUCCACAAUAGGUGAUCAUUUAUUUGAUAAAGAAGAGGAUAAUAUCUUCAGGAAUAGGGUCCUUGAAAAUAUGAUCAUGGUUAAAAUUAUUGCUUGUAAUGCGGACAAUGAAUUAAGAGAGGCCAUAAAAACAUUCUUGAUCUCCUACUGUCCAAGCAUCAUAUCAAUAAUUGCAAAUUCGCACACAAGUGGAUCUUUAUUCCAUUGGGUUACUCACAUCGAUCACUUCACCAAAAUUUACACUACAAGACUAUUGCUUAGCGAAUUUUGUCCUGAAGAUGUAUCUGCGUUUGAUUCAGCUUUAAUCAAACUUGGUAUACCACAUAAUACUAUAUUCACCAUGAAAAAUAUUAUAGUAUAA